Macadamia integrifolia is the source of this 1585-nucleotide messenger RNA. RefSeq names its product protein FANTASTIC FOUR 1-like. NCBI's taxonomy places the organism in Eukaryota, Viridiplantae, Streptophyta, Magnoliopsida, Proteales, Proteaceae. The coding region runs from base 233 to 1360 and encodes 375 amino acids. The transcript has a single exon. The record is from RefSeq and is a predicted model, not a curated record.
UCCUCUUCUCUUCUUUUACCCAUACUCUUUCGCCUAUACUUUCCCUCCUAACUCUACACUUCCACCAAAACCAACUGAAGGUUUUUUAGUUAAAACCUUCAAUUAGUCUUCCUUCUCAACCAUCAAUCUCUGUGCACCAGAAUUCCUUGUCAUUCUAAUCCAAAACCCAACUACUCCUUGCUCUGUUUCCUCUGUUUCAAAUUCAUUUUUCUGGGUAGGAGCCAUUGUAGUGAUGUCAACCGCAGUGUGCCAAGGGCUUCAAUCAUGUCUGGAGCCCUGGACCAAAUUGACUGCAACUAGUCCCUACUUCGCCCGAUCACUCAGUUUUAGUUGGACGGCUUAUGUCUCAGAUUCUGACUCUGAGAAAGACCUGAAAGAGCAGAGCAACAUCGAGAAGGACAACAACAACAACAACAACAGCAGCAAUAAUGAUCAGCAAAACAAAAACUGUGACAUCAAUAACAGCAACAACAACCAGUUGAGGUCCAGUGGGGGUGACAUGGGCGGGUGGAGCUUUAUCCGAGCUCUGACCAAUACUUCUGAAGGUCCCAAAGCAGCAGCAGCAGCAGAAGAGAAGGAGAAGCUGUACAUCCACCCUCUCGUGAAAAAGCGUUCAUUGAAGCUUAGUGAGAGGAGUUUAGAGAUGUGUACAGAGAAUUUGGGCUCCGAAACGGGUUCUGUAAUCAGCGAAGAUAUCAGCAUUCAGCCAUUGAACUGUGAGAGAGAGAAGUCACUAAUAAGAAGAAGAGAGAGAGCCAAUUCAUCAUCACUGAGGCAGCUUACAGGGGUGAAUUCUAGGGAAUUUCCACCACCAUUGACGACGAUAAGCUGGUCCAGUCAAGUAAAGGUGAAGACCCACCGCGAAGGAGGAAGGUUGUUAAUGAAAACAGUGAGAGUCCCCUGCUCUCAAUCAUGUUUUCAAGCUGAAAGGGAAGAUGGGCGUCUCAGGCUUCACUUGUCAUCCAAUUACUCUAAAAGGUUUGAGCCAGAAUUUGACCCCCAAGCUACAUCAGCAGUAGAAGAAGAAGAAGAAGCAGAAGCAGAAGCAGAAGCAGAAAUUGAAGGAGGAGAAGAAGAAGAAGAAGAAGAUGACAGAGGAGAAGGCAAUGAAGUGGAAGAGGAAGAGGAAGAGGAAGAGGAAGAGGAGUUAGAUGAUGAUGUGAAAUGCUGGGGUGGGGGUACAAAUGGGAAUAAUAAUAAUAAUGAUGAUGAUGAUGAUGUGAAUGUUGGAGGUGAAGUGGAAAUGGGGACCUAUGAAAGGGGGAGGAGGAGAAGGAGAAGCAGGUGCAAUGAAGGUGAGGUGCAUUGGAACAACUUGCUGUUGAUUCAGGAGCCUUGUUGUUGGGUGGCUACCUCUUGAAUAAAUCCAACUCUUUCUCUCUCUCUCUCUCAAAAGUUAUGGACCUACCUUAAUCUAAUGAUGAUUAUAUUUUGGGAAUUUUUCCAACCCCACCUUAAUUGGUUGGUGUUGUUGAUUGUAAUGUAGCUGCAAAUGUUAGUGUCAGUUAUUAUCGUUGCUGAGCAGUUUCCAUUCUCUCUCUCUACAUGUAUCCAUCAGUCAUCUUGUUUUAUAUGUAUAUUUGGA